Messenger RNA from Mesitornis unicolor (brown roatelo), 855 nucleotides. RefSeq names its product brain and reproductive organ-expressed (TNFRSF1A modulator) (gene BABAM2). The annotation marks the transcript as partial. Gene Ontology annotation, cellular component: BRISC complex; BRCA1-A complex. NCBI's taxonomy places the organism in Eukaryota, Metazoa, Chordata, Aves, Mesitornithiformes, Mesitornithidae. The record is from RefSeq and is a predicted model, not a curated record. The transcript has 9 exons. Gene Ontology annotation, biological process: double-strand break repair.
AAUUUAGCUUCUUGGAAUCCUUCAAACCCUGAAUGUCUCCUGCUUGUUGUGAAGGAGCUUGUGCAGCAGUAUCACCAAUUUCAGUGCAGCCGAUUACGUGAAAGCUCUCGUCUCAUGUUUGAAUAUCAGACUUUACUUGAAGAGCCCCAGUAUGGAGAAAACAUGGAAAUUUAUGCUGGCAAAAAGAACAACUGGACUGGAGAAUUCUCAGCUCGCUUCCUCUUGAAGUUGCCUGUAGAUUUCAGCAAUAUCCCUACAUACCUUCUCAAGGAUGUGAAUGAAGAUCCUGGAGAAGAUGUUGCACUUCUCUCUGUUAGUUUUGAGGAUGCUGAAGCUACUCAGGUUUUUCCUAAGCUGUAUCUCUCCCCACGUAUUGAACAUGCUCUUGGAGGAUCAUCUGCCCUUCACAUCCCAGCCUUUCCUGGUGGAGGUUGUCUUAUCGACUAUGUACCCCAAGUAUGCCAGUUGCUGACAAACAAGGUACAAUAUGUUAUUCAGGGGUACCAUAAGAGAAGAGAGUAUAUUGCAGCUUUCCUGAGUCACUUUGGAACUGGUGUGGUGGAAUAUGAUGCAGAAGGCUUCACAAAGCUGACUCUGUUGCUGAUGUGGAAAGAUUUUUGCUUCCUUGUUCACACUGUUGACCUACCCCUCUACUUUCCUCGAGACCAACCGACCCUAACGUUUCAGUCCGUCUACCACUUCACUAACAGUGGCCAGCUGUACUCCCAGGCCCAGAAGAACUACCCUUACAGCCCCCGCUGGGAUGGCAAUGAAAUGGCCAAGAGAGCAAAGGCAUAUUUCAAAACGUUUGUGCCUCAGUUCCAGGAGGCAGCGUUUGCUAAUGGGAAGCUUUAG